ACAAACUGUUAACACACAAUCAAUUUCGAGCGAGAGGACGAUUUAAUCACCGGAAGGAAGAAAGGAAGUAGAGUGAUGAAGCGCGGGGAAACAUUGCAAAGCUUUUUUUCUAUGAAUAUACAUCAUCGGUGAUCCGAUGAUAAUCAGGGAUGAUAAUUAUAUGCACACUGCAAUACAUCAUGUCUAUGUACCCAUUCGAGUACCAAUUCGUGUACUUCGGGCAGGUAUACAUACGACAAUCAUGCACACAUGCAAUUACCCUACCAACAGCAACAGCAAUCACCGGUAGCCAAGGGCGAAGUUGAAUACACCGAAACUUGAAGCCUUACAAAGAACAGAUAGUAGGAGAGAGUUGGUCAUCCCGGAGGUCGCGUACCGUACACUUAAAAUGUAUUUUAUCGUCACAGUGGUCACCGGGAGUACGAGGUUGAUUCGGGAUGUUGAAAUAGAUCGUUUGACUCGUAACAGGGAAUUUCCACUCAAUUAUCCGUGACUUCAAUCCUGGAACCAUCGCAUGGACAUUUUCAUUUUUUAUUUUUUGCACCCGAUAACUAUCGAUUUUGGUACAAUCACUUGUACGACACCAUCGGGUGAAGAUGGUAACUGUAUCAGUAUAAGACAGUGUAAACCAUUGCUGAAUCUUCUGCUCUCGCAAGGAAAUGCAGCUGGUAAUUUCUUGCGAAGCUCGGUUUGUGGCUACGAUGGAUUUGAUCCAAGAGUUUGCUGUCCACGAGAUUCCGGGGACGAAUCCGAUAAAGAAAACGAGCUUACCACUCAAAGGCAAACUGCGGCCUACGGUCCACUAUACCCGGAGCAAUGUGGAUACAGUAAUACCACACAUACCAGAGUUGUGAAUGGACUUCCAGCAAAAUUGGGUGCGUGGCCAUGGAUAGUAGCACUUGGAUACAAAUCUGCAAGAGUCGGAAAUCCUCCGAAAUGGUUGUGUGGCGGAACUUUAGUGUCAUCUCGUCAUAUAGUAACAGCUGGCCAUUGCGUCUUUAAUCGCAAAGAUCUGUACAUCGCGCGGCUUGGCGAUUUGGAUCUUAUAAGUGAUGACGAUGGUGCCAAUCCUGUUGACAUACCGAUAGAGAAAAUCACCCUUCAUCCAGCUUAUGAUUCAGCUCGCUACACGAAUGAUAUUGCUGUUAUCAGAUUGGAACGAGACGUGGCAUUCACUCCAACUCUUCAUCCAAUUUGCUUGCCGCUUACAGAUGACAUCCGACUGAAGGAUUUCACUAGACUAUUUCCUUUCAUUGCUGGAUGGGGAGCAGUCUAUUUCAACGGUCCUUCAAGUCCUCGCCUUUUGGAGCUCCAAAUACCCGUUGUAGAAAUGGAAACAUGUAAGCGGGCUUUUGAAGAAUUUAAAAUGACAGAAAUAGAUGACCGAGUGAUUUGUGCCGGAUUUGCUCGUGGCGGAAAGGACGCGUGCCAAGGAGAUAGCGGGGGCCCGCUGAUGUAUCCCCGUGGUAGAAACUACUUUUUAAUUGGCGUUGUUUCAUAUGGAUAUAAAUGUGCAGAACCUGGAUUCCCAGGUGUUUACACUCGAGUAACGUCAUUUUUGGAUUUCAUUCAGUCUAACUUGGUGUAACAAGUGAAUCAAACUAAAUAUGUAAAAUGAAGUGACUUUGCACUGCGAAAACUUUGUAAUUCUGGUUUAGCCAUGGAUACGUGUGUAUGUUUAACUCAGUGAAAGCAUAGAUUAGGUUUGUUCAUUGAAAAGAAAUUCAAAAUCUUUAUUUCUAUGAAACAUUGAAUAAUUGAUGACUCAAAAAAUAAUAGGCUGCAUUGAUCAAAUUACCACGUAAUUUUGAGAAUGGCUUUCAUAAGAAUUAUUUUAUUAAAACUGAGAGCUACCAUUGACACAUUUCAUAAAAAUAUCCAAGAUGUAGAUUGGAGUAGCCAUAGUAUGACUCACCACCCAACUUAUUAUCGAACGAGUUGGGCUUCAAAAUAUAUGGACAGCCUUUGAGUCAAUCAUUACCAAGUAAUUUUUUUUUUACAGCUUUAAACAAUUAUUUCAUUUGACAGUGCGGUACUAAGGUCAACGCCACAACUGAUCGUUUAUCUCUAUAAAAUUAGAUUAAAAAAUUAUGGAUCA
Molecule: messenger RNA, 2098 nt
Organism: Athalia rosae (coleseed sawfly)
Lineage: Eukaryota; Metazoa; Arthropoda; Insecta; Hymenoptera; Athaliidae
Product: venom protease-like
Exons: 6
Coding region: 515-1588 (357 amino acids)
Biological process (GO): proteolysis
Molecular function (GO): serine-type endopeptidase activity
Source: RefSeq, a predicted model, not a curated record